CCAUUUUCGACAGGGCCAGUGGUUGGGGGUUCCCCGUGCUUAACCCAAAAAAUCGGAUUGGCGUCUAGUUGGUUUUCUAGGACACUUUUUGCUUUCCCCGGACCCGUCAAAAGAACAGGUGCAGGAAGAUGAUGGAAGAGAGUGGAAUAGAGACUACCCCGCCCACCACCCCCACGGCCCCCCUGAGCGUGGCGGCAUCCAUCGCCCCCCCGCCCCUCUCGACAGGAGUGGCGAGCCCGCUGUCCCUCCCCAGCACUGUGGGGGUCACCUCCUUCGUCCCCGAGGGCUUCUCCACCCCCGUCCCCGCCAUCCCGCCCGCCUCCGUCCCUCCCAUUCGGUCCUCCGCCCCCCCUCUGUUCCAGUCCCCGCUGCCCGCCGCCGCCCCGCCCCCCAUGGGCAUGCCCCCCGCCUUCGCCAGCCCCAUGGGCGGCUUCCCCCCCGGCCCCCCCCUCAGCACCGCCGCCCCCCCUCCGCCGCCCGUCAUGUCGGCUCCGCCCACGGGCCCGCCCACCUCCGGCUUCACCGUGACGGGCGGCUAUGACAUCACGCGCGGGCACGCCGGGCGGGCGCCACAGACGCCCCUGAUGCCCAGCUUCUCCAGCGCCCCGCCGGGGCCAGGGGUGGUGGCGAACCCCAUGGUCCAGCAGCCGGCCAUGUCGGGGGGGGGCCUGGGGACGGCGUCCCCCAUCACCUUCCCCGAAGAUCGCGAGGACCCCCACGCUGCCGUGGAAACCAACACCGGGGGCUUGUGGGGCUUCUUCAAGGGCGUGGCAGGGAACCCCAUGGUGAAGACAGUCCUCGAUAGGACCAAGCACUCCGUGGAGUCCAUGAUCACCACCCUGGACCCUGGCAUGGCUCCCUACAUCAAAUCCGGGGGAGAUCUGGACAUCGUGGUCACGUCUGAUAAGGAGGUGAAGGUGGCGGCCGUCCGCGACGCCUUCCAGGAAGUGUUCGGCCUCGCCAUGGUGACCGGGGAGGCGGGCCAGUCCAACAUCGCCCCCCAGCCUGUGGGCUACGCUGCGGGAUUGAAGGGCGCUCAGGAGCGGAUCGACAGCCUGCGCCGGGCCGGGGUGAUCCAUGAGAAGCAGCCCGUCGUCUCCGUGGAGAACUUCAUCGCCGAGCUCGUCCCUGACAAGUGGUUUGACGUGGGUUGUUUGAUCCUGGAGGAUCCCGGUAAUGGGAUCCGCAUUGAGACCUUCACUCAGGCCACGCCCGUGGCCCUGGAGCACGUCCAGCAGGCGCAGGCGCUCACCCCCCCGGACUACACGCUGGGCUGGUCGGGGCUGCAGGUGACGGUGGGCGAGGUUCUGGAGCGGAGCUUCCCCCACGUGAGCCGGACCGACUGGCACCUGGCCCUCACCGGGCUGUCCCGGCGCCAGAUGAUCUGCAGCGCCGCCAAGGCCCUGGCGGGCAUGUACCAACAGCGGCUGCCCCCCAGGACUGUCUGAGGGGGGCGCGGGGGGGGGAGGGGGCGGGCGGUGCUUUUUCAUCGUUUCGUUUUUUAGUUUUUUUAUUAUUUUUUUUUAAGGAGGUUGGGCGUGGGGGUCAGGGGUUAGUGGGAGAGUAAGAGGUGGAACUGUCCAAUCAGAAUCAGACUGUGCCCCCCCCCAUCCUCUGUGGGCAAGACACGUGUACAUUUAUAUUUUAACCCGCUUUUUUUUUUUUUUUUUUUAUGAACUUUUUUUUUUUGGA
Anguilla anguilla (European eel) is the source of this 1692-nucleotide messenger RNA. RefSeq names its product proline-rich coiled-coil 1 (gene prrc1). Bases 129 to 1448 code for a protein of 439 amino acids. The transcript is spliced from 9 exons. Lineage: Eukaryota; Metazoa; Chordata; Actinopteri; Anguilliformes; Anguillidae. Gene Ontology annotation, molecular function: protein kinase A regulatory subunit binding. The record is from RefSeq and is a predicted model, not a curated record. Gene Ontology annotation, biological process: activation of protein kinase A activity. Gene Ontology annotation, cellular component: cytoplasm.